UUUACAUUUGAAUAUAUGACUUACCUGCUGCAGUUGGCUGCAGUGAACCAGAACCCUUCAUGCUAUUUAUCCGAAAAUGCAUCUACUUCAAGGCCUGAUGGUUUACUGCCCAAUGGAGGAUCUUCUUCUGCAAUCAUCAGUGGUGGUCCUGCAGGAAAUCAGAAUGUCCAACUUGGCAAUGUUCCAUCAAAUUUUAGUGGGAGGUUGGAAGUUCCGGCAAGCAUGUUAUCUUCAAAGAACUCACUAAUGGGAAGAAAUCACAUGAUGAAUGGUACAACAAUCAAGACAGAGCCUAGCUAUACAACCAAUUCUGAGUUUGCGUUUACUGGUAGCAGUUUCUUGGAGACUCAGCCCACACUUGAUCCACUUGGUGCAUCCUUCAGUGGUCCUGAGUUGACUGCUCAAGCACUGAACGAACCACUUCAGGAUAUCGAUUCAUCUCCUUAUGGCUUUUUAAGUCAUAUUCCUCGAAACUUCAGUUUUUCAGAUUUAACAGAUGGCUUUGCUCAGAGUGCCGUUAUACUGGAAAGUUAUGAUAGGUCACCUUUUCUUGCACCUGAAGCAAACAACUUUACAGGAUCUCCUGGAGUAGAAUGCAAUGAAGAAGAGAGGCGGCUAGAUACUAUAUCUGAAGGUGUUAGUUAUGAAGAAUUUGGAAGUGACUAACAAAACAGCUAGUUCAAGAGUUAUCCUUUGAUGAAGCGCUUUGUUGGAUUUAUGCACCAAUUUGACUGCAGAAUAGACUUUUGUACAUAAUAAGUUGUGUGCGAUGCUUGAACGUGGCUUGGUGCUUGGAAGCUGAAGUUAUUUCUAAUGCUUGUUUUACUCUAUCGUGUGAAAUUUCUGUUAGAUUUAGCUCUUUAGAUAAUAUAUGUCCUGCUUUGCAUCCCCUAUAUUUUAUGAUAAUACAUCAAGUCUCUUAAGGUCCAAAUUGGUUCCUUUAGUGGCCAUAGAUUUUAGAAUUAUCUGCAUCAGUCCUUUUGUUUUUUCAUGUAAUCUACUGAUUUGUUUCAGGAAGAUAAGUUUCCAGAUAUAUAACAGAAGUUGUUUGAAGCUGGAAAAGCAUUCUGUUUUACUUGAUUGUUACCACUUGUCUAA
Messenger RNA from Dendrobium catenatum, 1098 nucleotides. RefSeq lists its product as uncharacterized. The transcript has 4 exons. NCBI's taxonomy places the organism in Eukaryota, Viridiplantae, Streptophyta, Magnoliopsida, Asparagales, Orchidaceae. The coding region runs from base 16 to 666 and encodes 216 amino acids. The record is from RefSeq and is a predicted model, not a curated record.